AUGAGAAGAAAGGUUAAAGUCUCUCCAAAUCGCAACUUCUUUUCUCGCUCCAAGCUGAUGAGCUCUACGUCUUCUUUCUUCCAGAUGGGUCAGCUUGCAGCUGACAAGCAUGUACGUUACAUUCUGAUGGCUGAAAAGGAGAAAGAGGGUAUUGAGUCUGUGGUGAUGGAUCAUCUAAGAAUGAAUGGUGCAUACUGGGGACUCACUACUCUGGACUUACUCGAGAAGCUGGGCACUGUUUCCGAAGAUGAAGUGGUUUCAUGGGUCAUGACGUGCCAGCAUGAAUCUGGUGGUUUUGCCGGUAAUACUGGGCAUGAUCCACAUGUUUUGUAUACACUCAGUGCUGUGCAAAUCUUGGCUCUCUUUGACAAACUUAACAUUCUUGACGUUGAAAAAGUAUCAAAUGUUGCUGGGUUGCAGAACAAAGAUGGAUCCUUCGCAGGAGAUAUGUGGGGAGAAAUAGAUACGAGAAGGCUGUUGACUACAUUGUUAGCUGCAAACUUGGAUGGUGGUUUCGGGUGCACACCUGGAGCAGAAUCACAUGCAGGACAGAUUUUCUGUUGCGUGGGUGCUCUUGCUAUCACUGGGAAUCUCCAUCAUGUUGAUAAGGACAAACUUGGCUGGUGGUUAUGUGAAAGACAAGUCGAGUCUGGGGGUUUAAAUGGACGACCCAAGAAACUCCCUGAUGUUUGCUACUCUUGGUGGGUCUUAUCGAGCCUAAUCAUGAUAGAUAGAGUUCACUGGAUCGACAAGGCAAAGCUUGUCAAGUUCAUCUUAGACUCUCAGGAUUUGGAUAACGGAGGCAUCUCAGAUAGACCUAAUGAUGCUGUUGAUAUCUUCCACACCUACUUUGGAAUUGCGGGGCUUUCGCUCCUUGAGUAUCCUGGAGUCAAAGCAAUCGAUCCAGCCUACGCUUUGCCUGUUGAUGUCAUCAACCGGAUUAUCUUCACCAAAUGA
This is a messenger RNA of Thlaspi arvense, 957 nucleotides long. The record is from the annotation of a GenBank genome assembly. Lineage: Eukaryota; Viridiplantae; Streptophyta; Magnoliopsida; Brassicales; Brassicaceae.